This is a messenger RNA of Hydatigera taeniaeformis, 210 nucleotides long. Lineage: Eukaryota; Metazoa; Platyhelminthes; Cestoda; Cyclophyllidea; Taeniidae. The record is from the annotation of a GenBank genome assembly.
AUGGAGGAGGAGGAGGAGCUGAUGCAACGCAUGGAUGAGAACGGUCCCCUUCAUGACAAGAGGAGGACGCAACAACGUCGUGGAGGGAGGUGGCGGCGUGUACUCACCACACUUGUCGCCACCAUGUGCGGACGCUCUCGCCAAACUCAACACCAUCGACGUCGCCGGCACCGCCAUCGUUUUACCGACUCGGGCCUAACACUGCUUUGA